Messenger RNA from Pieris napi, 1726 nucleotides. Its product is annotated as putative nuclease HARBI1. The transcript is spliced from 2 exons. The coding region runs from base 155 to 1366 and encodes 403 amino acids. Lineage: Eukaryota; Metazoa; Arthropoda; Insecta; Lepidoptera; Pieridae. The record is from RefSeq and is a predicted model, not a curated record.
UAAUUGACUCGUUACCAGCUUUAAAAUUAAAAAAAAUUACGUUGAUGUUGAUGUUUUUCUUUAAUCGGUCAAUUAUAUUUGCACAAUAAUAGGAACUGUGCAAAUUGUGCAAUGUUUUCUUGUUCAGUCGGAGAAUAGUUUGAUCCCAAGCAAUAUGUCCACACAAGAUUUAGCUGCAGCUGUAGUGUUAUUGCUUGUGGCUAAGCGUAAACGUAAACGAACACGUCGUUGGUCGAAAGAUUGGUACACGAAAAGGCCAAAAUACACUCACGAAAAUCUCUUAAAAGACUUGAUGUUAACUGAGGAAAAAGACUUUGUACGACUGGACUUGGAACAGUUUCAAGUGCUACUAGAAUUGGUCACGCCAUUAAUUGAGAAAAAAAAUACAAUCAUGAGGGAAGCAAUACCACCUUCUCAACGGCUUUCUAUAACAUUACGGUAUUUAGCUACUGGGAAUACUCUAGAAGAUUUAAAGUUUCAUAGUGCUAUUUCCCCACAAAGUCUUUCCUUAAUAAUUAUAGAAACCUGCGAAGCCAUAAUACAUGUUUUGAAGAAAUUAAUAAAGCUACCACAAACUGCCGAGGAAUGGAAAAAAGUUGCCAAGGAUUUUGAGAGUCAGUGGAAUGCUCCUCAUGUAAUCGGUGCUAUAGAUGGCAAACACGUGGAAAUAAAGAAACCUCCUGGUUCUGGAUCAUACUACUAUAACUAUAAAAAAACAUUCAGUAUUGUGUUGAUGGCGGUUGUAAAUGCUAACUACGAGUUCAUUAUGGUUGAUGUAGAGACUAAUGGACGUGUAUCAGAUGGAGGUGUGCUGCAGAAUACAAUAUUUGGACAACAAUUAAAAAAUAAUGCUUUAAAUAUCCCACCACCUGCAUUGUUGCCUGGAAGUUCCCGAAAGCUCCCAUACUUUUUUGUUGGGGAUGAUGCCUUUCCAAUGUCUCAAAAUUUACUGAAACCGUAUAGCCAAACUGGAUUAACAAAAGAGAAUAGAAUAUAUAACUAUCGGAUAUCGCGUGCUAGAAGGAUGGUUGAAAGUGUUUUCGGUAUACUAGCUACUCGUUUUGGAGUAUUUCAAAGAGCAUUUCCUUUUGAUCCUACAAAAAUAAGGAAAAUUGUUUUGGCUUGUUGUUAUCUACACAAUUUUUUGAGGAAAUCCCGUUCCUACUUAUCUCCAUCAUUCAUGUUUCGUGAAGAUAACAAGUCAGGAAUAAUACACCCACCAUCAAAGGAAGUAUUUCAGUUGACAGAAUUGGAAAAAAUCAAUAAAAAAAAAUCACUGAAUAUCGCAAAACAAGCACGGGACGAAUACAAUGGAUUUUGUAACAACGAAGGUGCAGUUUCCUGGCAAGAGAAAAUGGUUUCGUAAUACUUUAUGUACUUUUUUUUAAAGGUCAGUACUCACAUACGGUAUUACUCGAUCGAGCUAAACUGUCGAGUAAAACCCAUGGCAUGGGCUUUCGUCCACACAUUGAGCAUUGAUAAUCGAGUGAGGCGCGCCGCGCGCCGUCCAGUAUUCACCGAACCGUUCGAGCCAAAGGAUGUCUGUGCAACAAAGGAGACGGUGGCUGUAUUUAGCAAGUCUCCCAGUGCUUUAUAAGAAAAUCAAAGAAAAUGACAAGAAAAAAUGUAAAAGGAGGAACUGAGCUAAUGAUUUUUUGGAUUACUUAAUACUAGCUUAAUUAUAAUUACAAUUAUAAAAAUAAUAAAUAAAAAGUAUAGCAAUUUA